Lingula anatina is the source of this 935-nucleotide messenger RNA. RefSeq lists its product as uncharacterized. NCBI's taxonomy places the organism in Eukaryota, Metazoa, Brachiopoda, Lingulata, Lingulida, Lingulidae. The record is from RefSeq and is a predicted model, not a curated record.
UCAAACUGCGCUCUCCCUCUACCUGGAGAAGGAAGAACUUGUUUGGUAACUUUUUUCAAGAUGCUGCCAACGGUAAAUGAAAAAUCUGCAGAGCCCGGAAUGACUGUAAUUACGGAAGGCGGAUUCUCCCGAAGUGACAGCGCCGAAGUCAAAGCGUCGUACAAGAAAUACAUCAUUGUUGCUGUUGCUGUCAUUGUUGUUGUUGCUGUUGCUGUCGGUGGAACGUUGGGAGCAGUUCACAUCUCUAACAAGGCAGUACAGGAUGUAUGGAAGGAGUACCAUCUUCGUUUAACUGACAAGCAAGGAAAGAAAAUUGACGAAAAGGUACAGGUUGAUCUGAAGGACAACAUCACCGUGUACAACGUGAACAACGAGAAGUUCCACGUUGCCAUGGACAACUCGAGAAGCCUGGUAAUAUAUAAGAUGGAAAUGAACAACAAGUUUGCUUGUUACUUGACCCCAAUGGCAAAAACUGAAGAGACUGACAGCAAGGACGUGGUCAGCGCUUUUGAACAACCGAAUGCCGUCCAAAGUACAACAGACGAAGACGAUGAUCAAAAGGUCUUCGCUGUCAACACUUCUCCGAUCAAGGACAAGACCUUCCUAAGUCCCAGAAUGCAGGAAUUCUGCAGGAAUCUGGAGGCAUACUGGCUUACUCAGAAGGACGGCAACACUGUAGAUGGUACCAGAGCGCAAACCCUGGCAGGAGGUGAUCGCCAGAAGCGAGCACUAUGCCCAUGGUACCAUUGUUGGCGCUUACGACGCAUUUGCAGUCAAGAUGUCAUACAGUGGCGUUGUUAUUGGAUGUAUUUUAUGAGUAUCUGUUACAGGUGCGAUUAAUGAACGCCAUCACCAAACGUCAGAAAUCAUUUUGUUUACUUUAAGAGUUUACUGAAAAUUUAUUUUUAAUGGCUUUUGUCUCUCCAUCUCUCUCU